UUUCCGUUUAAAGCUGCGUGUGAAGGUAAUGUUUUCAUCGCUAACAUGACCUGUGUGCAGCUUACAAACAACAGACGUUAACGGACUCACAGCUAGAACUGGGAGCUCGGGACGAAGGAGGCUUACAGUAAUUGUUUAUCCGCAAUUUAGUAGUUUACGUUUGUUUGCGCAGAGUCCCGGAAGAGCAGCAUCUGUAUUGUCUUUUAAUUUUCAUUUGCACUUUAGAGUUUCCAAACAUAAGAGGAUAUAAUCAGAUGUGGAUGUGAAUUCAGCAGCAUGGAUCAGUGUGAUGAUAGAGAGGAGGGAGUCCCUCCCUCUAAAACCACUCUGUGUGGGGAACAUGAGAGCCAGACCAAAGCUCAGAGGAAUCAACAUGGACCUGAACCUGAUCCAAGCUGUGUGUCAUUAAAGAGCGACAACUCCAAGGGUUUUAUUACUGAUUUUAAAGAAGGAAGAUGUUCUGCUGUAGAGAGAUGGGACCAAGAGAGCUCAGAGACUCCCAGUAGCAAGUCUACCCAGCAGCAUCACUUGGACUCCAUAUUUUUGUUGCUGGAGGACAACAUCAUCACUUUUGUCAAGAGUGAGCUGAAGAAUAUCCAGAUGGUUCUCAAUCCAGAUUACCCAGAAUGCCUAAAGAGUCAGAGAGAGGAUGAUGAAGAGCUGGAGAGUGAGGCUAGAGAGCAGAUAAGAACCAGCAGAGAGGCAUUUAUGAAGAUCACACUGAACUUCCUGAGGAAAAUGAAGCAGGAGAAGCUGGCUGACUAUCUGCAAAACAAACAUGCUGCAGUUUGUCAACGUGCACUUAAAUUUAGCCUGAGAGAGAAGUUCCAGUGUGUGUUUGAAGGGACUCCCAAAGCAGGAAACCCAAUCCUUCUGAAUCAGAUCUACACAGAGCUCCACAUCACAGAGGGAGGGAUUACAGAGGUCAGUCGUGAACAUGAGAUCAGACAGAUUGAAACAGCAUCCAUGACACCUGACAGACCAGAAACAACAAUCAAACUAGUAGAUCUAUUUAAAGCCUCACAUGCAAGGAAACAACCAAUCAGAACAGUGCUGACAAAAGGAGUGGCUGGCAUUGGGAAAACAGUGUUAACACAGAAGUUCACUCUGGACUGGGCUGAAGACAAAGCCAACCAGGACAUCCAGUUCAUAUUUCCAUUCACUUUCAGAGAGCUGAAUGUGCUGAAUGAGAAAAAGUUCAGCUUGGUGGAACUUGUUCAUCACUUCUUUACUGAAACUAAAGAAGCAGGAAUCUGCAGCUUUGAAGAUGUCCAGGGUGUGUUCAUCUUUGAUGGUCUGGAUGAGUGUCGACUUCCUCUGGACUUCCACAACACUGAUGUCCUAAAUGACCCUCGAAAGUCCACCUCAGUGGAUGUGCUGCUUAUAAACCUCAUCAGGGGGAAGCUGCUUCCCUCUUCUCACCUCUGGAUAACCACACGACCUGCAGCAGCCAAUCAGAUUCCUCCUGAAUGUAUUGACAUAGUGACAGACAUCAGAGGAUUCACUGACACACAGAAGGAAGAGUACUUCAGGAAGAGGUUCAGAGAUGAGGAACAGGCCUCUAGGAUCAUCUUCCACAUCAAGACAUCACGAAGCCUCCACAUCAUGUGCCACAUCCCAGUCUUCUGCUGGAUCAUUGCUACAGUUCUGGAGGAUGUGUUGAAAACCAGAGAGAGAGGAGAGCUGCCCAAAAACCUGACUGAGAUGUACAUCCACUUCUUGGUGAUCCAGGCCAAAGUGAAGAAGGUUAAAUAUGAUGGAGGAUCUGAGACAGAUCUCCACUGGAGUCCAGAGAGCAGGAAGAUGAUUGAGUCUCUGGGAAAACUGGCUUUUGAUCAGCUGCAGAAAGGAAACCUGAUCUUCUAUGAAUCAGACCUGACAGAGUGUGACAUCGAUAUCAGAGCAGCCUCAGUGUACUCAGGAGUGUUCACACAGAUCUUUAAAGAGGAGAGAGGACUGUACCAGAAAAAAGUUUUUUGUUUCCUUCAUCUGAGUGUUCAGGAGUUUCUGGCUGCUCUUCAUGUCCAUCUGAUGUUCUUCCACUCUGGAGUCAGUCUUCUGGAAGUACAAGAAGCAACAUACAGGUUUUCUGAAACAACAAAAGAAACACGUUUCUACGAGAAUGCUGUAAAAAAGGCUUUAAAGGAUCCAUAUGGACACUGGGAUUUGUUCCUCCGCUUCCUCCUGGGUCUUUCACUGCAAACCAGUCAGACUCUCCUACAAGGCCUGCUCACACAGACAGUAAGUGUCUCACAGACCAAUCAGACAAUAGUCCAAUACAUCAAGGAGAAGCUCAGUGAGAAUCUGUCUGCAGAGAAAAGUAUUAACCUGUUCCACUGUCUGAAUGAACUGAAUGAUCGCUCUCUAGUCAAGGAGAUCCAAUGGUACCUGAGAUCAGGACGUCUCUCUGCAGAUAAACUGUCUCCUGCUCAGUGGUCAGCUCUGGUCUUCAUCUUACUCUCAUCAGAAAAAGAUUUGGAUGUGUUUGACCUGAAGAAAUACUCUGCUUCAGAGAAGGCUUUUCUGAGGCUGCUGCCAGUGAUCAAAGCCUCCAACAAAGCUCUACUGAAUCUCUGUAACCUCUCAGAGAGCAGCUGUGAAGUCUUGUCCUCAGUUCUCACCUCACAAUCCUGCAAUCUGAGAGAACUGGACCUGAGCAGCAAUGACCUGCAGGAUUCAGGAUUGAAGCUUCUAUCUACAGGACUAGAAAGUCCAUAUUGUAACCUGCAAAGUCUCAGAUUGACUUCCUGUUACUUAACAGAGAGAAGCUGCGAAGCUCUGUCCUCAGUUUUCAUCUCCCAGUCUUUUCGUCUGAGAGAGCUGGACCUCAGUAACAAUGACCUGCAAGAUUCCGGUGGAAUUCUACUGUCUGCUGGAUUGAAAAAUCCACACUGUACACUGAAAAGUCUCAGUCUUUCAGGCUGUCUUAUUGCAGAGAGAGGCUGCAUUUCUCUGGCUUCAGCUCUGAGCUCCAACCCCUCCCAUCUGAGAGAGCUUGACCUGAGCUACAAUCAUCCAGGAGAGUCAGGAAUGAAGCUGCUUUCAGCUGGACUGAAGGAUCCACUCUGGAGACUGGAAACACUCAGGGUGGAGCCUGCUGGAGUCCGAUGGUUGAGACCAGGUCUGAGGAAGUAUUCCUGUCAACUCACAAUCGACACAAACACAGUGAACAGAAACCUCAAACUUUCUGACAACAACAGGAAGGUGACACAUGUGGAGGAGGUUCAGUCAUAUCCUGAUCAUCCAGACAGAUUUGAUUACUGGCCUCAGCUGCUUUGCAGAGAUGGUCUGACUGGUCGCUGUUACUGGGAGGUCGAGUGGAAAGGACUGGCUUACAUAUCAGUGAGUUACAGAAGAAUCAAAAGGAAAGGAGAUAGUAGAGACUGUACCUUUGGAUUUAAUGAAAAGUCCUGGAGUCUGAGCUGUUGUGAUGACGGCCCUCCUUCUGUCAGUCACAAUAAGAAAGUAACAUUUAUCUCCUCCUCCUCCUCUGUCUCUAACAGAGUAGCAGUGUAUGUGGACUGUCCUGCUGGCACUCUGUCCUUCUACAGAGUCUCCUCUCACACUCUGAUCCACCUCCACACCUUCAACACCACAUUCACUGAACCUCUUUAUCCUGGGUUCAGAGUCUGGCUUUCUGGUUCCUCAGUGUGUCUGUGCUGAGUUGAGUGUAAAGAGAAACACUCUGACUGUUGAACAGAUAGUUUAGUCAGGGCUCUAGAGUGCGACCAAAUUGGUCGCAAAUGCGACCAAAUUUUUCAAUGGUGCAACUAAAAGAAAAUAGUUGGUCGCACCGGUGCGACCAAAUGUUCGGGUAACAAAAAAAGAAAUAAAAAAUCUCUGCAACUCUCCGUGUGGUCAACAACAGACACACAUUAUGCCCCUAUCGUGGACUAAACCAAUCAGAGAUAGUCAGGGGCGGGACCUCUCUGAUUGGCCGUGGUCCAGUUGAAAGUGCAGGUGGAAGAGGGAGGUGAGUAGCUUGAAUCAAGCGAUAUCGAUUCAUUAAAUCCUGAAUCGACUUUUAAAUAUAAAUGUGUUUUGCCAGAAACGCCAGAUUCUCAGAUUAAAGCUCACAAAACUAUUUCAACAACCACCAAACAGUAAAUGAGAGCAGGCACACGGAUUCCACACAAAGACGUAAACACAAAGCGGACCCGACUUUCUCUUUCUCGGCUUUCUCACCCGAUGGCACGUAGACGGACACGCUGUCGGAGCUCACCGAUUCUGAUGCGUCGGGUCCGCUCUGAGUUUACGUCUUUUUGCGCUGAUUCUGAGCUGCAGGUUUUGUCUCUCUCUCCAACCAAAAUUCACCGAGCCAGCAGCAAAAGAAGCAGCAAACUACGCUUCAUAUUUGCUCAAUGUCGUCAUGAAUUCCCUCUGAGUUUUGCUGUUUUGCUUCCACCACGAUAAAAAUCAGACUUCAUGCACAGCGCUCUCUCUCUCUCUCUCUCUCUCUCUCUCGCUGUCUCUCUCUCUCUCUCGCUGUCUCUCUCUCUCUCUCGCUGUCUCUCUCUCUCUCUCGCUGUCUCUCUGUCUCUCUCUCUGUCUCUCUCUCUCGCUCUCUCUCUCUCGCUGUCUCUCUCUCUCUGUCUCUCUCUCUCGCUGUCUCUCUCUCUCUCUCUCUGUCUCUCUCUCUCUCUCUGUCUCUCUCUCUCUCUCUCUCUGUCUCUCUCUCUGUCUCUCUCUCUCGCUGUCUCUCUCUCUCUGUCUCUCUCUCUCGCUGUCUCUCUCUGUCUCUCUCUCUGUCUCUCUGUCUCUCUCUCUCGCUGUCUCUCUCUCUCUCUCUCGCUGUCUCUCUGUCUCUCUCUCUCGCUGUCUCUCUCUCUCUCUCUCUCUCUCUCUCUCUGUCUCUCUCUCUGUCUCUCUGUCUCUGUCUCUCUCUCUCUCUCUGUCUCUCUCUCUCUCUGUCUCUGUCUCUGUCUCUCUCUGUCUCUCUCUCUGUCUCUCUCUCUCUCUCUCUCUCUCUCUCUCUCUCUCUCUCUGUCUCUCUCUCUCUGUCUCUCUCUCUGUACUUCAAGAACAGUUUCCCGUCUCAAAUCUCUGUUUUCUGCAUUAUUCAUUCGCUUAUUACCCACCCAAAGCCUAGUUUCUGCUGUUAAAUAUUGAAGAAAUUUAAACUUUUUAAAAUUAUCCAAAAUCACAGAAUAUUGCAGAAUAUUUUUAAGGUUAUCUGCUAUAAACAGCCAGACCAGAAAAAUCUCCUUCAUGUUUUUCUGUGUUUUAUUCUCAGUUACUUUCACACGAAGGCAUCUGCUGUGAUGUUCACAGUUCUGUUUCACAUGUAUCAGUACUGAUAAAUGAUCAGAAUUACAAUAUUUCUGACUGUCUGAGGCUAAAUUGAAUCGAAUCAAAUGGAAUCGAAUGGAUUAUAGAAAUCAGUGAUGAUACCCAGCCCUAGUGAGCAGCCUAGGCCCAACAGAAGUGGAUGUAGCUGUGGGUAAUAAGAAAAGAUGAAAAGAACUAUUGAUAACUUUUGUGUUAAGUUAAGGCCUGAUCCGUCUGAAAUUCAUAGCCAGCUCUGACACGGUGCCAUCAAUCUUUGAAUGCUGAAAAAGCACAGUGUAUCCAGAAAACACAUUAUAUGCUGUGAUAAAUGCACUGCCCAAGUGUCCCCUCUCCCCACUGCCUUUCAGCAGCAGGCAGCAGCAAACAGGUCGUCAGAGGAGCCAAGAUGAUGAUUAAGUUUAACAUUUUCUACAAUAUUGACAAAGCACUUUAAGCACAGAUUGUUAGUUAAUAAUUUAGAAAUGAAUAUUGUCUGUAUGGACUGCAAUUCCAUACGCCUAACUUUAAAAAGUUAGGCGCACCAAACUUUAAAAAGUUAGGCGCACUGGUGCGCCCAUGGCAAAAAGUUAGUCUAGAGCCCUGUUAGCCUAUACAUGUCUGUCUCUUUCACUCAGAAACACGUUUUCAGAAUCAGUUAUUUUGUUCCUGUACAGUUUUCUAGUUUUAUUGUUAUUUUGUUAGUAUCAGAAUUUGACCAAAUGUCAGAUUAUAGUGAGACUUUCCUGUUUCAUCAGAAGAGAAAAUUUCUCUUUACUCUGAGUUUAGAUUAUGAUCAACAUUCACUGAAGCUCCAAUGAAACCAGCAUUUUCUUUAACUCUGAAAGAAAAAUAUGAUCUCUUGAUACUCACUGCUGGUAAAAAGAUGAACAAUAUUCUCAUAUCUUAGAUGUUGUCCAAGAUAAAGACAAUGUUGGAUAACACCUCCCACCCACUCCAUGACAUGCUGGUCAGUCACAGGAGCACGUUCAGUGAAAGACUGAGAUUACCGAAAAGCACCAUUGAACGACACAGGAAAUCAUUCCUGCCUGUGGCAAUCUCUCUGUACAACUCAUCCACUUAACACACUGUUUACUGCAACAGCUACACUCUUCUUGCACAUGUUCUUUUUCAGCUAUUUAUUAAUAAGUGACUUUUAUGUAUAUAUAUGCCUGUAUAUAUUGUGCUAUUCUUAGUUAGUGUAUUGUCUGUCGUUGUUAAUGUUUGUUUAUAAUGGAGCACUGUAACGAAAAAUAAUUUCCCGUAGGGAUCAAUAAAGUAUUCUGAUUCUGAUUUUGAUAUUCAUGUCAGGCUCUCAUUUAAUAUGUAGAACGUUCCUUCAUUUACUUUCUGUGAUAUAUAACUGGUUACAUGUAUAACCCUGAUGUUAACCUUGGUCUCAUGUUGAGUAAACAUCACCUACAGACCUGUAAGUAGGAGAGCUGUUCCCAUUUUCCAUGUUUUUAUCUUGUUUGUAAGUAAGCAUUUUUUUGUGUUAAUUAAAAGAUAUUUAUAACAAUAA
This is a messenger RNA of Pelmatolapia mariae (spotted tilapia), 6787 nucleotides long. RefSeq names its product NLR family CARD domain-containing protein 3-like. The transcript is spliced from 11 exons. The record is from RefSeq and is a predicted model, not a curated record. The coding region runs from base 277 to 3663 and encodes 1128 amino acids. Gene Ontology annotation, molecular function: protein binding. Lineage: Eukaryota; Metazoa; Chordata; Actinopteri; Cichliformes; Cichlidae. Gene Ontology annotation, biological process: intracellular signal transduction.